This is a messenger RNA of Neoarthrinium moseri, 2394 nucleotides long. RefSeq lists its product as uncharacterized. Lineage: Eukaryota; Fungi; Ascomycota; Sordariomycetes; Amphisphaeriales; Apiosporaceae. The coding region runs from base 1 to 2394 and encodes 797 amino acids. The record is from RefSeq and is a predicted model, not a curated record. Gene Ontology annotation, molecular function: protein binding. The transcript has a single exon.
AUGCGUGCCCCCUUCAUAUGUCGACCUUGCCUGGCCCGCCUUCGCCAGGCCACAUCCCACCCUACGCUGUUCCUCCGCGCCGCCUCUCAUGCCCAGGCCCUCCAGACCCAGAACCCCCCUUCGGAAUGGCCCAGGCCACCAGGCUCGGUCAACUCGUCACAGCAGAGCCAGGCCCGCCCUCCGCGAGACCCUGACACCGAGCGCCUUGAUACCGCAGCGACGAUACGGAUCCGCCGAUACCUCGAAGACCGGCAUCAUGUUGGGGAAAGCCUUGGAGGGGGCCCCCUGACCCGACUGAAGACCAUGAUUUUGAAUACGAAAGGGGACAUCGAACUGCUGUGGCCCGCAAUCGCCCAGGCGUAUGGGCUUCCGAAGCGCGCUGCGCAAGAAGCCGCCGCGCAGUUGAAGAGGUUGUUCUGGCGCCGCCGCCGCUGGGAAGCGGCGGAGCUCCUAGAUGAGUUCGAGGUGUGGAAAGUCGGCUAUUCCAAGUUCCUCAGACAGUUUUCCGCCACCGGGACCAGGCCGACUCAACGUGGACAAGCGGCUGGUCGGGCUGUCGUCCCCGAUGCUGAGGCUCCCUCUGUUUCGGCUUUGAAGGCAUCUUGGAUGCAUCUGGACAAGGACGAAAGGCAGCGGCAUUGGUCCAGGAUUCUGCUCUCCAUGCUGGAAUCCAACCCUGAGCUGCUGCCCUCGUUCGUAAGGGCUACUUACGACCCUUCUUGGUCACCGAACUACGUCGUCGAGGAUUUACUUCGCAUCCUUGUCCUGCACGAAGAGACCCUCGCGGCUGCCGGUCAAGACUCGAUGAUUGAUUUGAUCUUCUUUCUGCGGGAUGCCACUCCGGCAGGAAAACUCCGGCUGGGUCAAGAUGUCAUUGGCACACUUGUCUCGACGGUGCCUGUCGCUCGAGCAUUCGACAUGUUCAACACACUGAAGGCCAAGGGUAUUGUCAUAAACGAUCAUACACAGUUGCACUUUGCCAGUGCGUUCGCCAAAUCCAAAGAGCACAAGGCCGAGGCGGCUCGAAUACUAUGCUCCUUGACAAGCAGACGAGGCUUUGACAUCAAUUCCGUAGCCGCAUCGAGUGUUUGUACUUCAUUGCUACAUCUUGCCGACGGCGAGGAGCCACCUCAGGGACAGGCCGCGCCGGAUGAGUUGUUCAGAAUGCUUUUGGAGCACGGGUUGCGCCCGAAUCUAUUGAACGUUACAGCACUGAUGCGGAAUUUUUGCGUCCGUGGAUACAUCGAUACUGCUUGGACCGUCUAUGAUCUACUGCUCGAGUACGACAUCGAGCCCGAUGAACGAGUAUACUCGACCUUGCUGCACGCUGCGAAACUGCAGGGAGACCACGGCUCUGUACACCGUGUCUUAUCAGCGGUACACACCCGCAAUACCUGGAAUGCUGCCAUUGCCAACAAUUUUCUUCACAUCAUCUUUGAGGAAAAUGAGAAACAGCCCGAGCGCAGGCGAAGACAGCGAAAGGCCAACAACGCCUUCAGGAUCAUGUUGCAAGUCUACGCCAAGUUCUUCCGCAUGGAGCCACUACAGAAGCUGUGUUACUUCCCUCUCGACGAAUAUUUGGGUUGGCCAGGCCCCAUUCCUGCCCACGCUACACACACCACUGACUUGGCAAUGGCACUGCCAGCAAAUGAGCCGUCACAGCUGAUGGACCCUGACACCAUCACCCUUACUACCAUGAUCUCUGCCGCCGUCUGUGGCGCCCCGAGAUUUUAUAACGGCCCUAGCGGCUCAAAACGCAUGAUGCGGUACUUCCAAUAUUUCAAUGACCUAUUCUUGGCAAGAGAUCCCUUGGCCGUUGCUCUAGUUGAGAACCAUGGCACGCUGGUGUAUGACAUUUUCCUCCGCGGCAUCCUACAGUUCCAAGGGAACCUGCAACUGGCAGUGCGAGUUGUCCGAAACAUGAUCCAGUUGGCCGCCGAGGAGGAGCAGAAGUACGGCAAAAGCUCGCACCCUUACCCAUCGGCUUACACCUGGACAAUCCUGGUGAACGGGUUCAGCAACCAUGGCCAACCUGCGACCGCGGCGUCCAUGGUCAAGAUGAUGAUGCGGGACGGCGGCGUGAAGCCAAACAUGGCCACCUGGAACGCUCUCAUUACUGCGUUCGCGCGCAAGGGUAAAGCGCGCGGCGCGGUGCAGGCCAUGCAAUACAUGGAGCAGGCCGGCUUCCGGCCGGACAAGUACACAAUCCAGGCCCUGAGCUCCAUGAGUCUCCCUGCCAGGCGGCGAGCCGUGGCGCUCCUCGAGGCUGCCAAGGGCGACGGGCUGGCGCAGGAUGAUGUGAAGACCUUGCUUUCCGCGCCGAGUCCCACUGGAGAUUCGGAAGCCGAGUCUUCUGACCUGGCCCGUAUACAGCAAGAGUAUUCUCCUGCAUGA